UCUCGUAUUGGCAUCAGAGCAGAAUUUGAAACUGAAGAAACACCGGUGGACAAGAUCUGAAUCGCAGAAUCCAAAACCGACUUACCUCAGCAUGAACUAGCCAGACGAGCGUGUUUACUCUUCGUUCAGCUUAAUUCAGGGUUUAUUACCGAUAGUUUGUCAGUUGAACUACAGCUGAUGUUGUUCCCGUGAGAAGAGGAAGAGGGUGUCAGUUCUAACUUAGUGUCGUGAUUUUGUCCUGCGUGAAAGGAAGCGCUGUCUGUUGGUCGGUUUGUAUUUUGAACAAAAUGAGACGAAUCUCCAUGUACGUUCGUCUAAAUGAAGGAUAGAGUUUAAUCCAGGAGUUUUGCGGAAUCGUUUAGGGCUAACUUAAAUGAGCUAAUCUGCGCUAGCUAAAGGCUCUUAGCAUCAGUUGUCGUGUUCAAACUCAACUGAACUCACUUCAGUUAACGGUAAGUGAAUUCAUUUAUUGGCAACACUUUCUGGAUAACCGCGGCGCGAACUAAAGUCUCGUUCUGAAGGCGUUUCAACGUUUCAAGAGGCCGGUGGCAGUGUGUGUUUUUUUUCCUGGUGGUGACUCUGAACAUGAGCAGAGUGUUGUUGAAGUGAUAAAAGCAGUCUGCACUCUUCACUGGACACUCACUCGCUGGUGGUGAUGGCCCGGAGGAGACUGGACAGUCGCAGUGGAUCCUCGGUUCUGCUGUCAGAGAUCCACACUCACAUCCACACGGAUCCUCUGGACACCGUUUUUGACAUGAGCCACGAACUUGGCAGGGGGAAGUUUGCAGUGGUGAAGCGGUGUGUGGAAAAGGCCACAGGGAAAGUCUUUGCUGCGAAGUUCAUCAAGAAGCGGCGACGAGGUCGCGACUGCAGGGCGGAGGUCGUUCAUGAGAUUGCCGUUCUAGAGUCAGCGAAGAACAACCCUCGUGUGGUGAACCUGUAUGCUGUAUAUGAGACCGAUCACGACCUCGUUCUAAUGCUGGAAUAUGCGGCGGGUGGAGAGAUAUUUGAUCACUGUGUGUCAGAGGAGCUGCUUCCUGAAGGUCAGAUCACCCGUCUGAUCAGACAGAUGCUUGAGGGUGUUCAUCUACUCCACCAGAGCAGCGUGGUCCACCUGGACCUGAAGCCCCAGAAUAUUCUCUUGACCAAUCUGAGCCCACUGGGGGAUAUAAAGAUAGUGGAUUUUGGGUUGGCCCGCCGGUUAGGCUCUGCUGGGGAGCUCAGAGAGAUUCUGGGAACCCCUGAGUACGUAGCCCCUGAGAUCCUGAACUAUGAACCAAUCACCACAGCAACAGACCUCUGGAGUGUGGGUGUGAUCGCCUAUAUGCUGGUGACAGGAGAGUCUCCCUUCGCUGGCGAGGAUAAACAGGAGACCUUCCUAAACGUAUCCCAGGUGAACGUGGACUACAGCAUAGAGGCCUUUUCAAGGGUGUCUGAGCUGGCUGUAGACUUCAUCCAGAAACUGCUGGUCAAAGCACCAGAGGAUCGUCCCAGUGCAGCCGACUGCAUGACCCAUCCCUGGCUAUGGAUCCACUUUCCAGGUUCUGAUCCAAUCCCUGUGACCCCACGCACUCCCCGGGAAAGGAGUUUCGGGGGGAAGUGGUCCGCGCCACCCGAGGAUCCUGAAGACAAAGAGAACAUUCUGGACUCGCCACAUGCCAAGAGGUUUCGUUUUGAAGAGGACAUGUCAGCCACGGCCGACAGUGACCACUUAUGCUGAUCCUAAAGGGAAAUGCACUUGCACCGAAUAGCAUUAUCACAAUUUUGGUCCUUGAGUACAUUCCCCCACAAACAUGCUUCUUUUUCACCAUCCUUUGGUUGACCAAAGAUGAUCUUUUCACAAAAGGGCCAGAUCUGAUGUAAUAUUAAUACUAUAGUAGUGAGAAUCUAAAUAUCUAUGUUGCUGUCCUGUCUCAAGAUUUUUGUUUUUCUUGUCAUAUUUGGAUUUUAAAUUAUUAAUUUGAAUAUUUUUUUUAUUUGAAUCUCCA
Molecule: messenger RNA, 1988 nt
Organism: Rhinichthys klamathensis goyatoka
Lineage: Eukaryota; Metazoa; Chordata; Actinopteri; Cypriniformes; Leuciscidae
Gene: stk17b
Product: serine/threonine kinase 17b (apoptosis-inducing)
Exons: 7
Coding region: 656-1720 (354 amino acids)
Biological process (GO): intracellular signal transduction; positive regulation of apoptotic process; protein phosphorylation
Cellular component (GO): nucleus
Molecular function (GO): ATP binding; protein serine/threonine kinase activity
Source: RefSeq, a predicted model, not a curated record